Molecule: messenger RNA, 509 nt
Organism: Acanthoscelides obtectus
Lineage: Eukaryota; Metazoa; Arthropoda; Insecta; Coleoptera; Chrysomelidae
Source: the annotation of a GenBank genome assembly
GUUUAUUUCUUUCGACUUCUUUAAAAUUAUAAGGUCAUAGCAACAGUAUAAACAUUUUAUUUCUUGUUAUUUACAUCGACCUAUGUUUGAAUAUCUAUGUUUUUUGUUUAUAUCCAAUGACGUGUCUAGUGGUAGGGGACUUUUGGAAUUGCUGGAGUGAAAUCUCGAUUCGUCUCCUCUCUCUCUCGGUUGCUCAGUUGUUCUUCAGUAAAAUGGCUGUCUGAUCGUUCGGUGCUUAGUGUUGUGAAGUGUUUAUUUUUAUGGGAUUUUUUGAUUGUCCUGUAUGAAAAUUGCAUGGAUUUUUUCGUGUACAUAUCCAGUGUUGUGUCGCGUUUUAUAAACUGUUGGUUCAACCCUAGGAUCCAUCUCUUUGUCUCAAAUAAGCAGCGAUUAUGCCAGAUUUGUAGUGGUAUCUCUCAUGACAGACUGUUUUCUUUUUUUAUCGACAGUCCGGCAGCAACCGCAAAGGACAACAACUACUGCGUGAAAUCGUAGAAAACGCGCAAGGU